UUUGGAGUAGCUCUCAGCAAAAACCCAAAACUGAGAAUUUUUUUGCUCUGCGGCUCAAACAAUCAAUAUUUCAAGCUUCCAUGGGUUUCAGAUCGGUUUAUCAAUCCCUCACGGAACUAUUCCCACAAAUUGAUCCAAAGAUUUUAAGAAGUGUUGCAAUUGAGCACAAACAUGAUGCUGAUGCAGCUGCUUCUGUUGUUAUUUCUGAUAUGUUUCCUUUGUCUUCCCCUAACUCUACUCAACCCCUGAACAAGAACAAGAACAAGAUUUUCGAAAAUACGCCUAACUCGAAAGUGGAACGUGAUAUGCAAACUGGCGAUGGGAGUUUGUCUCUGUCUCAUUGGCUUCAACCAUCUAAGCUUCCACAUAGUUACCUUGCAUUGCUCAACGAAGAAUCAACACCUGAUGUGAAACCUCCUCCGGAUUUCGUCGUGGAGAAAGUGGUUCUGCCAAAUCGCGGCGCAGCCACUGGUGUAGGAGGAGGAAUCCGAACCAUGUACUCUUUUGACAACAUUGGUGCUUCUUCUUUGGUGAAACCUUCUAUUCGUGUACAAAGCCAGACUAACAAUCAUCUCUCUGGAAGUAGCAGUAAGGUUCCUGUGGGUAGACGUUCCUCUCGAAAGUCUGUGCAGCCAUGGUCCCCAGACUACUCUGAGAAGCUGAGAAGUUGGAAAAAACGGAGCAACAACAACCGAGACUUCUCACAUCUCUUUGGCAAAGGCAGAGAUGUACCCUGGAAGCAAUCCAAAAGAAACAAUGACAAAUCUUAUACCAGUGAGCGUGAGCGCAAGCAGCGAAUUGACAGUAACAUCAAGACAUUAGGGGAAUUACUCCCACAUAAAGUUGACGGGGAUAAUCCUGAAUUGACACUGAAUGCCAUUAUUUCUCACGUUAAGCUUCUGCAGCUACAGAUGAAGGAAUUAAGUCGAAGCAGGCUGGGAGGAGAACCAGAAUGUCAUCCUAUGACAUUCAUUGAGGGAUACGGCCACUACAUUCAUCACGAGCAGACGAUGACAAAAUCACUGGAGGAAGUAAUGGAAGAUCUGCUAACAAAUGACUUUGAUGCUGCGGCUAACUUGUUGGAGAGCAAAGGCCUUUACUUAAUGUCUUUGUCCACUUUCCAAGGCUCCUGCUGACUACUAGCCAUGACUCUUCUCCAUCUGCAAAUCUCAAACACAUAGAAUCAAAAGCAAAGUUAAAAAAAAAAAAACUUACCACUCUUCUGUUUACUGUUUAGUACAACGAGUAGGAAGAGAUUGAAUGUUUUAUCUAAUGAGAUAGAUGAGUUAAACUUUCUCAAUCUCUUUAUCUUGUUUAUGGGAUCUUCUAAACAAUUUCUUACCAAAAUUUUGAUUAACUU
This is a messenger RNA of Capsella rubella, 1360 nucleotides long. RefSeq lists its product as uncharacterized. Gene Ontology annotation, molecular function: ubiquitin binding; RNA polymerase II cis-regulatory region sequence-specific DNA binding; DNA-binding transcription factor activity, RNA polymerase II-specific. Gene Ontology annotation, biological process: regulation of transcription by RNA polymerase II. Gene Ontology annotation, cellular component: nucleus. Lineage: Eukaryota; Viridiplantae; Streptophyta; Magnoliopsida; Brassicales; Brassicaceae. The coding region runs from base 81 to 1136 and encodes 351 amino acids. The transcript has 10 exons. The record is from RefSeq and is a predicted model, not a curated record.